Messenger RNA from Bombyx mandarina (wild silkworm), 1737 nucleotides. It is a transcript of the gene P37k, whose product is annotated as 37-kDa protease. NCBI's taxonomy places the organism in Eukaryota, Metazoa, Arthropoda, Insecta, Lepidoptera, Bombycidae. Gene Ontology annotation, biological process: proteolysis. Gene Ontology annotation, molecular function: serine-type endopeptidase activity. The record is from RefSeq and is a predicted model, not a curated record.
GUGCGGGCUCCCAGGACAUGCAAUGUGGAGGUAAGGACGACGUGGCACAGAUCUCGGUGAAAGUUUUAGUUCUUUCACUGCUUUCGUUCAGUGCGAGCAUCGCGGUGGUCAAAGUCGCUCGCCGUCCUUGAUUUCGGGCCUUGAAUACGUACGCGUUGGUGUUAUAGAUCUCUGCAUAUCGUCAAUCGAUAUUUUGUUAUCAACAAUGAAAUGGCCAGUGAUUAUGAUCUGCUUGGUCGGCUGGUCGAGCUGCUACACCCAGCGGCCUAUCGGUCAGAAGGAUAAAGGAUUUAUAGACUGGAUCAACAAUCUCCUUGGUGGCACAACGACUACCACGACUUUAAGACCUAUAGACGACCCGCCCGAGGACUGCCCAAACUGUCAAUGCGGCAUAGCACGCACUCGUCGGCGCAUCGUGGGCGGAUAUGAAACGAAAGAGACGGAGUACCCCUGGAUGGCCGCUCUUUUGUACGGCGGAAGGUUCUAUUGUGGUGGUGCACUUAUCAGUGAUCUGUACGUUUUGACAGCUGCUCAUUGUACUUCAGGAUUCCGCAAGGAACGGAUUACAGUUCGGUUCUUGGAGCACGAUCGUUCUAAAGUAAACGAAACUAAAACGAUAGACAGAAAGGUGUCUGACAUCAUUCGUCAUCUUCGGUAUAAUCCCGGAACUUACGACAGUGAUAUCGCCCUUUUAAAACUAGCUGAGAGGGUAGACCUCAGCAGUGCAUUGAAGCGAGUUCGCAGUGAAGGAGACAACGGCACUGCCACGGAUGACGACAAGGACGUCGGGCUAAGGCCGGUCUGCUUACCCAAUCCUGGACUGUCCUAUAAAAAUUACACGGGUGUUGUCACAGGCUGGGGAACUACAGAGGAAGGUGGCUCUGUUUCCAAUGCAUUGCAGGAGGUGAAAGUACCGAUUGUGACAAAUGAAGAAUGUCGUAAAGGCUACGGUGAUCGGAUAACAGAUAAUAUGAUUUGCGCUGGAGAGCCAGAGGGCGGUCGUGACGCUUGUCAGGGAGACUCGGGUGGACCGAUGCAUGUUCUUGAAAUGGAGACAUCAAAAUACUCUGAAGUCGGUGUCGUGUCUUGGGGCGAAGGAUGCGCGCGACCAAACAAACCAGGCGUUUAUACCCGUGUCAAUCGAUACCUCACUUGGAUUAAACAGAACACUCGCGAUGCCUGCAAUUGUCAAUAAAAACACUGCUAUAGCUUAAACUUCGCACCCUGGUUCCUGAUUUUGCUAGGAGGCUUUUACUUAAUUGUUCAAAUGUCAAAUUGUAAACCUUUGUUUUACUUCUUGGUGCCGCGCUGUUAUCAGAGGUUGACUGAUAUGUUCUACAAAUUGUUUCUCAGAUAAAUUUAAUUAAUGUUUAAUAUAUUAUACGGUGUAUGAAAUUUUAAUUUAUUAGAGGUUAUUAGAGAUCAACUCACUGCAAUAUUCUGAUAGGCGUAUUUUGUCCGUUAACCACGUCGGAAACAUUUAUACUUAAACUGUUGGAAACUUAAGGACUAUUCAUUUUUUUCGAAUUUGGAACGUUCGAGACAGAUACGAGAAAAUUACACGAUUGCCGAUAAUAAUAAUAGUUGAGGAUGAAUUUUAAAUCAGAACUCGACGUAAUUAUUGCUAAAAUGAGUCGUUCCAGUGUUGUUUGUUGAGAAUAACAAUUUCAUUGCAUUUAUUAAAUUAUUCAAAUACCGUAAAUGACAACUGCGUCAUAAAAGUGGUUUCACUUAAUA